Eptesicus fuscus (big brown bat) is the source of this 2286-nucleotide messenger RNA. RefSeq names its product growth factor receptor bound protein 7 (gene GRB7). The record is from RefSeq and is a predicted model, not a curated record. The coding region runs from base 128 to 1858 and encodes 576 amino acids. Gene Ontology annotation, biological process: signal transduction. Lineage: Eukaryota; Metazoa; Chordata; Mammalia; Chiroptera; Vespertilionidae. The transcript is spliced from 15 exons.
GACCACCUGCUGUCACCCCCCAGACGCACCGGGGCCCCAGGCUGUGCUGGUCUCAGGGCCCCGGGCUGGCGGGCUGCCCAGGUGAGCGGCUGAGCCGCCGACGGGCUCCCCCUUCCCCCACUCAGUGAUGUCAGGCCGAGGGCGGGGGCAGGAGGGGGGCAGGUGGCGAAGGGCCUGGCGUCUCCCUCCCAAACCCGCGGCCCCAGCCAGGUGUACCUGCGCGCAAGGCCCAGAUGCCAUGGAGCUGGGCCUGUCCCCACCUCCUCACAGCAGCUCCCCAGAAGACCUGUACCCAGCCCCUGGGACCCCCCCCGGGACUCCCCCGCCGCCCGAUGCCCCUCUUCCUGGGGAGGUGAAGAGGUCCCAGCCGUUGUCCAUCCCGACCAGCAGUCAACUCUUCCCCAACCCACACAGGAGACUUCGGGAGGAGGAGCUGCGGACAACCUCUCUACCCUCCAUCCCCAACCCUUUCCCUGAGCUGUGCAGUCCUCCCUCACAAACCCCCAUCAUUGGGGGACUCGCCAGUGCCCGGGGGCUGCUCCCUCGAGACACCAGCUGCCCCCAUGUAGUGAAAGUGUAUAGCGAAGACGGGGCCUGCCGGUCCGUGGAGGUGGCGGCGGGUGCCACCGCGCGCUACGUGUGUGACAUGCUGGUGCAGCGAGCUCACGCCCUCAGUGAUGAGAACUGGGGGCUGGUGGAGUGCCACCCCCAUCUAGCGCUGGAGCGGGUCUUGGAGGACCAUGAGUCGGUAGUGGAAGUACAAGCUGCGUGGCCCAUCGGCGGAGACAGCCGCUUUGUCUUCCGGAAGAACUUCGCCAAGUAUGAACUGUUCAAGAGCUCCCCACACUCCCUGUUCCCGGAGAAGAUGGUCUCCAGCUGUCUGGAUGCACCGACGGGCUUAUCACAUGAAGACCUCAUCCAGAACUUCCUGAAUGCGGGCAGCUUCCCGGAGAUCCAGGGCUUCCUGCAGCUGCGGGGGUCAGGACGGAAGCUCUGGAAGCGCUUCUUCUGCUUCCUGCGCCGGUCUGGCCUCUAUUACUCCACCAAGGGCACCUCCAAGGACCCGAGGCACCUGCAGUACUUAGCGGAUGUGAGCGAGUCCAACGCGUACGUGGUGACUCAGGGCCGCAAGCUGUAUGGGAUGCCCACGGACUUCGGCUUCUGUAUCAAGCCGAACAAGCUUCGCAAUGGCCACAAGGGGCUGUGCAUCUUCUGCAGUGAGGACGAGCAGAGCCGCACCUGCUGGCUCUCCGCCUUCCGCCUCUUCAAGUAUGGGGUGCAGCUGUAUAAGAAUUAUCAGCAGGCUCAAUCUCGCCACCUGCGCCCGUCCUGUGUGGGGUCCCCACCCCUGAGGAGUGUCUCGGAUAACACCCUGGUGGCCAUGGACUUCUCUGGCCACACGGGGCGCAUCAUCGAGAACCCCCGGGAGGCGCUGAGUGUCGCCCUGGAGGAGGCCCACGCCUGGCGGAAGAAGACGAACCACCGUUUCAGCCUGCCCACCCCAUGCUCCAGCACCAGCCUCAGUGCAGCCAUCCACCGAACCCAACCCUGGUUCCACGGACGGAUUUCCCGCGAGGAGAGCCAGCGGCUCAUCUCCCAGCAAGGCCUGGUGGACGGACUGUUCCUGGUCCGGGACAGCCAGCGGAACCCACAGGGCUUUGUCCUGUCGUUGUGCCAUCUGCAGAAAGUCAAGCAUUACCUCAUCCUGCCGAGCGAGGAGGAGGGCCGCCUCUACUUCAGCAUGGACGAGGGCCAGACGCGCUUCACCGACCUGCUGCAGCUCGUGGAGUUCCACCAGCUGAACCGCGGCAUCCUGCCCUGCCUGCUGCGCCACUGCUGCACCCGCGUGGCCCUCUGACCCGGUGGCAGCGGCCUGUCCCAGCCCUGGGCUCAUCGGGCCUGUGUCCCAGCCCUGGGCUCAUAGGGCCUGUGUCCCAGCCCUGGGCUCAUAGGGCGGACUCGGAGGGUCAGAGGGUGGGGACAGGAUCGAGAAGAACUGGAAGGCUCCCCCCACUCCCGUUUUCUCCUCUGCUCCUUUGCUUCACUGAGACAGUAAGUGCCCACCCCCCCCCCCACCCAGUUCACCCUUAAUCCCUCUUCUCAAGGGAAGGCACUUGGGGUGGCCCUCUCCCCUUCAGGGAGCUCCUUUCUGGGCACUACUCUGGGGCAAGGCAUUAUGGGAGAAAUGGGGGAAGCCCAGGUGGUCUGAUGCCCCACACUUUGUACAGACUGAGGCCAGUUGAUCUGCUCUGUUUUAUACGCCUUACAAUAAAGGUUAUUUUUGGA